Molecule: messenger RNA, 1767 nt
Organism: Scaptodrosophila lebanonensis
Lineage: Eukaryota; Metazoa; Arthropoda; Insecta; Diptera; Drosophilidae
Exons: 1
Coding region: 1-1767 (588 amino acids)
Source: RefSeq, a predicted model, not a curated record
AUGCGCGCCCUAUCGAAUAUAGUAAGCAUAACGGUGCUCUUCCUUAUGGUUAUUGGAGCAGUCGAGUCCAAUGUAGGGACAGUUCUGAAGAACUUGCAAGACGAAUUGCAUUUCAAAACGCUUGUUUUGUUCUUCAAUAGCAGCGAUCAUUGUCCAGCGAGCUUCGAUAUUAAGACUUUGGGAGUCCUGCAUUUGAUUACAAGUGAAAAGGGAAAGCAUUAUCUCAAUGCCUAUGUGGACCGAGACGUUCUCGUCAUGGUGUGCCUUUGGCAGGGACUGGAGAAUCAUCAGCUGAGUGCUCUCUAUGACAGUCUUCAGCAUAUGCGUGCCACUCCAACUUUGUUGCUGCUAAGACACAACAUGUUACCGGUUUUAAAGCAACUUUUCACGGAAUGUUUGAUGCACAAAAUGCUAAAUGUGAUAGCCUUGGUCGACAAUGAGGAUGUACUGUACAGCUAUCGGGCCUUUCCCCAUUUCGAAAUACGCCAAAAAAGGUUGUCUGCAGAGGGGCUUUACUUUGAAUCUAAAUUGAAAGACUUGGGAGGCCAUGCCAUACGUACCAUGCCCGACCGCAUAUGGCCACGCACUGUGGUCUACAAUGAUAGUAACUCUCAGCGCAAAGUCGGUGGAUAUAUAGCCACACUAAUACAUACGUUUGCUGAUUACCUGAACGCAACUUUGGAUAUUAAUUGGAAUGAGGAACUGUUGUUUCAGGGUCAAAUAGUAAACCUCACUACCGCGGGCGCCUUAGAUUUGCCAAUGUGUUUGUUUGGAGGAAACUUUUCCGAGCUCACUUACCCCAUUGAGCUCGCAAAGUGGCAGCUGAUGCUGCCUGUGGAGCCGUCAGUGGAAAUCAACACCCUGUUUUUCAUGGUCUACGAGAUGAACACGCACUUGCUCAUCAGCGUGGUCAUGUUGUUGCUCAUGGUUCUGGUUUGGACAAUGCAAGGAGUGGACGGUGUUCUGAGACCUUUCAAUUGUAUUGACCAGGUUUUACGCGGAUUUCUCGCCCAAUCCUUCGUCAUGCCAUUGACUUGUCCAUUACUAACUCCGGCAAUUAUUCAUAGUCUAAUAGCAUUCUCCGGAUUAAUGCUCACCAAUAUGUACGUGGCAUACUUGCAGAUGCUCUUUUUUCAGCCACCAACCACGCCUGAGGUUACCACUUACGAAGGUAUUCGUCGCACCGGGCAUAAAAUAUUCCUCUACGAUGAGGAGCUAUCACUAGUUAAGACGACCAUGGGCUUGGACUUUUGGACUGCCAAUAAGGACAUUUUCAAAAUAACCAGUUCCUUUACCGAGUUGCAGCGACUCCGAGGUAACCUAAACACGACUUUUAUAUAUCCAAUUACAACCUCGCUUUGGCCAAUGCUAAAGGAGCGCCAGUCGAAACUAAAGCGCCCCCUCUUUCGCGUUUCGCCACAUUUCAUCUGGCUUCAUUUUGUAGUUUUUGGACUACCCGUAGAGGAGAACUCCAUAUACAAGGACCCGUUCAACGACUAUUUGUCUUGGAUACAUGCUACAGGCUUGUUGUCGCAUUGGUACCGAUGUGCCUUCUUCGAAAUGGUCCAGUUGGGUCAGCUACCUUCCUAUCAACUUGAACAGGACACAACCAAUCGCGAUAUGGCGUGGGAGGACCUCGUGUGGAUUUGGGCGAUCUUUUUAGUCUGUUGCGGACUGAACUGCUCAGUAUUUCUUGCUGAACUAUUGUACUUUCGAUAUGUAUCGAAAAGUGCAAAGGCGAGUAUUUCCCAGUGUUUAAGGGGUUAA